AUGCUGUGUAUUCUCCCAGACGAGCUUCUGCUCAUCACAGGAGUCACCGGCCACGUUGGCUUCGCCGUUCUCACUCAUGCACUGAGAGCAGGCCACACCGUCCGCUGCGCCGUCCGCUCAGAGGCAAAGGCUGCCUUCAUCCGCUCCCGGCCACAGAUUCGCGCACUCAACCUCCCCCGCGCAAGACUCAAUUUCACCAUCGUGCCGGAUAUUACCACCGACGGUGCCUACGACGAUGCCAUCCGCGGCGUCUCCGCAGUUAUCCACGUUGCCUCACCACUUGCGACCGCCGACUCAGUACCCCGCGAUCUGCACCAGGAGUACUUCAUCCAGCCCGCCGUGCGCGGCACCCUCGGCAUGCUCGAGGCCGCUAAGCGCGCAGGAACCGUCCGCAGGGUCGUCAUCACCAGCUCAGUCGUCGCCCUCACAUCCGUAGAUCAUUUAGAGGGCCGCGAGCGCAAAGAGGCCGUCCAUCCCACGGAGCGGACGGGAUUCAAGCCCGAGCCGUACGAGAGCGAGUUUGCCGCCUAUGCCGCAUCCAAGGUGGCCGCCCUCAAGGGCGCCGAGGCAUGGAUCGCGAGAGAGCAGCCCCGCUUCGAGGUCGUGCACCUGCACCCGUCCUUCGUCAUCGGCCGCAAUGACAUUGCGACCACGGCGAGCGAGGCGAUGAAGGGCACCAACGCCGUCAUCCUCGCCACUCUCCGCGGCAAGAAGAUGGGCUGCAGCUACCCCGGCGCGACGGUCCACGUCGACGACGUCGCUCGCGCUCACGUCCAGGCUCUUUUGCCCUCCAUCCCGGGCAACAAGAGCUACAUCCUCAGCACAAAGUCGCGGUGGAACGACGCCAAGCUCAUUGCCAAGAGGAGCUUUCCCGAGGCCGUGGAGAGGAAGCUCAUUGUGAGCAGCGGCUCGGUGGGCACGGUCAACAUCGACUUUGACGCCUCGGCUUCAGAGAAGGUGUUUGGCUUCACGUUCCAGGGCUUCGAGGAGCAGGUCCGCAGCGUGGUUGGACACUUUGUUGAGCUGAGGCUCAGACGCCCUACGCUCGCGACCAAGGGUUCUUCCACCAUGGCGAUUAACCAGCACAUGAGGCAGGAGAUUAUGGCUGUUUAG
Messenger RNA from Colletotrichum orchidophilum, 1113 nucleotides. RefSeq names its product NAD dependent epimerase/dehydratase. The record is from RefSeq and is a predicted model, not a curated record. The transcript has a single exon. Gene Ontology annotation, molecular function: oxidoreductase activity, acting on the CH-OH group of donors, NAD or NADP as acceptor. Lineage: Eukaryota; Fungi; Ascomycota; Sordariomycetes; Glomerellales; Glomerellaceae. Bases 1 to 1113 code for a protein of 370 amino acids.